AUGAGUAGUCUACGGAGUAAAGGCGAGGUGAAUGGCAUGAACGACCCCACCAGUUUGACAGUUUUGCUGAGUCACCACUGCGUUGGUUACCAGACCCCGCCAAAGAUCCAUACCUUAGCUUCCGCAGACGCGACUCUCACCGCACAGAGCCCGGUUUCCGAUUCCUCAACAUACAAGCAAUUGGGCAAAAACGUAGAAUCACCAAUCAUGGACGACGAUUUCGGUGCCGACGAAGACUUCCUGGCCGCUCUCGCAUCUUCGAACCCAGCACCUUCACGCCCCGAGGCUCAACCAUCUCGUCCCCGUGUGCAGCAACCGACACCGCAGAAGAUACAGCAGCCGACACCGCAGCGCUUGGAUAGACCACCGCCCGCAAAUGCUUCUGCGAGCGGCAAGAUUGUCCAACCGACUCCCCAGGCCCUUCCCCAGCGAGGAUCCGGCUCGGCCAUUCUCGUGUCUCCACGGCAGAGGGGCAACCCGGUGCUCGCAUCUCUCAAGUCGAUGCCAUGGGAGUACAGCGAUAUUCUGGGUGACUACGGUCUUGGUUUGACGACAUGUGCAUUGUUUCUGAGUCUGAAGUACCACCGCCUCCAUCCCGAGUAUAUCCAUACGAGAAUCAGGAAUCUUCAAGGGAAAUACAACCUACGUCUCGUACUGACUAUGGUUGAUAUUCCAAACCACGAGGAGGUCUUGCGCGAGUUGUCCAAGACCUCAUUGGUCAACAACGUCACCCUCAUUCUUUGCUGGUCAGCUGCCGAGGCCGCGCGAUACCUCGAGCUGUACAAGUCGUACGAGCACGCCAAUUUCAACGCCAUCCGCGGCCAACAAGCGUCGACGUAUGCGGAGAAGCUCGUCGAGUUCGUCACGGUUCCCAGGAGCGUCAACAAGUCGGAUGCCGUUGCCCUGGUCAGUAACUUUGGUAGCUUGAAGAACGCCAUCAAUGCGAAUCCCGAGGAGAUUGGCCUGCUAGCUGGCUGGGGCGCUGUCAAGGUCAACAAAUGGGUCAAGGCUGUCGAGGAGCCUUUCCGAGCACAAAAAUCUGGCAAGCGACAGCUGGAUCGAUCAGACCGCACCGAGGACGGGAGGCCGUCGCAAGCAUCGAGGUUGGAUCAAGCUGUGCCUCUCAGCAGAGUCCCGCUUCGUGAGAUGUCUAUGAGAGACUCAUCGAGAGGCUCACCUGCAGUGGGCACGCCAAUGACAACCCAGCCCAAGAGGCCUGCCGCCUUGGAGAGAGGCAAUCCGGAUCUCGACGAGGACGAUGAAGAGGCGAUGAUCGCCGCCGCUAUUGAGGAAUCAAGGCGGACUGCUGAGGUGCAAGCACAAGCACAAGCACAGACGCCGGUGCAGGCGCAGACGCAGACGAAACAAAUUGACAGCGCAGGUGCGAAAGACGAUGCACUUACAGACGGGGUCGCGGCCGCACUCGCAAACCUUGGAGAUUGUGGGCUAAAGUCUAAUCGACGUUUCGAAAGGACGGCACACCUUACAAGAGACGGAUUCGCGUGUAUGGCAUUUUCCCUUGGUGUUCCGCGAGGCACCUUUCGCAUAAGAAAGAGGAAACUCCAUGACUCGUUGGGAUUCGAAGAAGAGCAUAAAUGCGGCUUCGAGAGGAAGAACGAAUCAAACGACGAAGUAAACUUUGCGACGCAUUCAUCAGACGAUUCGCCCGGUAGGAAAACGAAGUCCGUCUGUAGAAGCAUGCCAUCCAAGUCAGAUCUACCUAGGAUUUCCAACGCUGUCUUGGGCGUAUCAACAGAGCAGUGCGGGGGCGGCCUCGACACGGAUUUGCAGGUACCGAACUCAAAGUCAAGAGUUGGAGAUGAAGAUCGUCACGCACGCAUCUGUUAUUUCUCCAAUGUCACCCUUCUGACCAAGUCAAGUGUUCUGACGCCGCGCCAUUUCUCCCUAUCACGAUUGACAUUUGAUCUUUGGCACUGCAUCGACGCCGAGCAUGCAGAGCCUCCGAGAUCCAAUGAUCAGCCAAAGGCCGCAGUCGGUCGAUAUCUGGAGGCCAUGGAAAUUGACUCUCGGUUGAAGCGCAUCUCCAAAGUUCCGAGGAGACACUGCCUCAUACGGAAGGUCAACAAGUUUACACCUUACAACACCUUGCUCGGGUAUUGCAACUCGCCAGCAUUUGUUUCCUUGACUUCAUCUGCCCGUAUGCAACUGCAACUGCAACGCAACGCUGCAUUUAACUUUGGGGACGUCCGUGCCUGGCGACUUUGCCAUUUCGAGAUGAGCAGCGACGAACCUGGGCAAGAUCUUCUCUGCGCGUGUUUGAUGCCAGUCAUUACGGCCACCAGCGGACUCGGCCCGCUCUCAUUCUACUGGGGUGGUGGUGGGACCUUGGGGAGGUGGAGGGUGGUAUCCAAAGGAACAAUAAUCAGGAGGGCGAAGAUGAGCCGGAGAUGGGAAGGGAAAGACACCGGAUCGCGAGGACCACUUACCAUGUCGAAUGGACACAACAAACCCAACGUUGCAGACGCAGAAAGCCGACAGAAGCAGGAGAAGAAGCAGGGGCAGCUGGUGGGCGAACGCAAAGUCCGGGGGACUAUGGAUGAGAAACAGAGUUUAUUCAUCUCAUGCUGUGCCUGCGCGAAAGUGUUCCCAGUCUCCGGGUCCUCCCUCCCGAAGUUUCCCAGACCUUUGCGCGCCCCAAUAAUGCAGUCGACGUCUCAGUCUCUUUCUGCUUCCCAGGACCGACAUCUAAUAGCUUGGAGGCUUCUCGUCGCGAACACGAUGCACCUGUCAAUGCGCGGACUGGCCGUCGCCGGGCUCCUCGCCCAGGCGUCAGCCUCCCCUCAAUCUCUUCUACAGGCCGCCGCGCCGCAGUAUGUCAACCAGCCCGAGAGGGCGGCAGCCGUCAAGGAAGCCUUCCAGCGCUCGUGGGACGGGUACCGCAAGUUCGCCUUCCCCAAUGACACGCUCAAGCCGGUGUCGAACACGGCCGAGAAUGACCGGAAUGGUUGGGGUGCGAGUGCUGUGGACGCCUUGAGUACUGCCAUCCUUAUGGAGAACAAGGACGUUGUGGGACAGAUUCUAGACUUUAUACCGACCAUCAACUUCAACGUGACGGAUAGCGAGGUCUCUCUGUUUGAGACGACUAUCCGAUAUCUUGGCGGCAUGUUGGCAGGACAUGACUUGCUGAAAGGACCACUCAAAGAUGUCGCCAGUAAUCAGACCGGCGUAGACAAUCUUCUCGCGCAGUCGAAGAAACUUGCAGACAAUCUCAAAGUCGCGUUCGAUACAGCAACCGGCAUCCCCGAUAACACGCUCAUCUACGAUCCCAAGCCGCGCAAGAAGGGCUCCGACACGAACGGCAUUGCGACCAUUGGGACCUUGGUGCUGGAGUGGACUCGCCUGAGCGACCUAACGGGGGACAAGCAAUACGCGGAUCUGUCACAGAAGGGCGAGAAUUUCCUCCUAAAGCCCAACGAGGAGGUGUUCCCCGGCCUGUUGGGUACGGACGUCUUCAUCUCGAACGGGACAUUUGCGGAUCGGUCCGGUGGCUGGAACGGAGGCACCGACAGUUUCUACGAAUACCUCAUCAAGAUGUGGGUGUACGACCAGAACCGGUUUUCGCUCUACAAGGAGCGCUGGAUCGCUGCGGCCGAUUCAUCGAUCAAGUUCUUGGCGUCGAGCCCGACUACUCGGCCUGAUUUGACGUUCUUGGCGGCGUACAACAACGCGAACCUGAGAUUCGUCAGCAGCCAUCUUGCGUGCUUCGAUGGUGGCAACUUUAUUCUCGGUGGUCUUGUUCUCAAGGAGCAAAAAUACGUCGACUUUGGCAUCAAGCUGACCGAGGGCUGCCGCGAGACGUACAAACAGACGGCGACUGGAAUCGGGCCAGAAAUCUUCCGCUGGCAAGACGACAGGCCGCCGGUGAACAAGACGCUCAACCCGGACCCGCCCGCGAACCAGACAGAGUUCUACAAAAAGGCAGGCUUCUGGAUCAGAGAGGACGGCGCGGGCUACGUCCUCCGACCCGAGGUCAUUGAGAGCUACUACUACGCCUACCGCGCCACCGGCGACAGCAAGUACCAGGACUGGGCGUGGGACGCUUUCCUGGCGAUCAAUAAGACGUGCAGCGCGGGAAGCGGCUUCUCGUCCAUCACCAACGUCCAGGAUCCGAAGGGAGGGUCAUUCGACGACUUCCAGGAAAGUUUCUGGUUCGCCGAGGUUCUCAAGUACAGCUACCUGAUCCAGGCCACGGAUGCCAAAGUCCAAGUUGAAGUAGCGGACAACAAGUUUGUUUUCAACACCGAGGCGCAUCCGUUCCAGAUCGCUUAG
Molecule: messenger RNA, 4290 nt
Organism: Colletotrichum lupini
Lineage: Eukaryota; Fungi; Ascomycota; Sordariomycetes; Glomerellales; Glomerellaceae
Product: glycosyl hydrolase family 47
Exons: 20
Coding region: 1-4290 (1429 amino acids)
Biological process (GO): carbohydrate metabolic process; N-glycan processing
Cellular component (GO): endoplasmic reticulum; Golgi membrane
Molecular function (GO): calcium ion binding; mannosyl-oligosaccharide 1,2-alpha-mannosidase activity
Source: RefSeq, a predicted model, not a curated record